Molecule: messenger RNA, 1969 nt
Organism: Amaranthus tricolor (Joseph's coat)
Lineage: Eukaryota; Viridiplantae; Streptophyta; Magnoliopsida; Caryophyllales; Amaranthaceae
Product: transcriptional adapter ADA2b
Exons: 12
Coding region: 251-1789 (512 amino acids)
Biological process (GO): chromatin remodeling; regulation of transcription by RNA polymerase II
Cellular component (GO): nucleus
Molecular function (GO): protein binding; chromatin binding; zinc ion binding
Source: RefSeq, a predicted model, not a curated record
CGUGAAACAAUGAACAGUUAGUCUGUUUUGAUUUUCUAAGGUCAAUACAGAUGUAACUGUAAAUCCUAAAUCAUGUAGUGUUAAUGCGUUAACCUUACCUGCUAGCCACGAAAUUCAUCAGACCUACCUUUUUCUGAUUUCUGUAAUCAUAGUACAGUACUAAGUCACUGCGACUGCAUUUGAAUAUUACAGAUUUUUAGGGUUUCUUCCAAUUAAUUUGAUUCGAAGAAGAAGAAGAAGAAGCAGUCAAAUGGGUCGUUCUCGUGUUCAUUUUGAUGAAGAUUCAACUCAAAGAUCAAGAAGGAAAAAGAAUGCCUCUAGUGGGGAAAGCAUAGAAUCUGCUUUAGGAGGACAAGGGACAGGGGAUGGAAAGAAGGCUUUAUACCACUGUAACUACUGCAACAAAGAUAUCACCGGUCGAAUUCGUAUCAAGUGUGCUAUGUGUCCUGACUUUGAUCUGUGCAUAGAAUGUUUUUCUGUUGGAGUUGAUAUGAAACCUCACAAAAGCGAUCAUGAUUACAGAGUUAUGGAUAGUUUGUCGUUUCCGCUGAUUUCUUCUGAUUGGAAUGCGGAUGAAGAGAUACUACUCUUGGAGGGACUUGAAAUGUAUGGUUUAGGAAACUGGGCAGAGGUUGCAGAGCAUGUGGGCACUAAGAACAAAGAGCAGUGCAUUAAUCACUAUACAAAUGUAUACUUGAAUUCACCAAAUUUCCCUUGCCCGGACAUGUCUCAUGUUGAUGGGAAAAAUCGAAAUGAGCUUCUUGCUAUGGCAAAGGAAAAUAGUGAAGAUAGAAGAGGAUCCACUCCUUUUGGUGAUCACAUUGUGAAAGCAGAGCCAACGUUUUCUCCUACCAGAGUCAAAAUUGAUGAAUUGCCAAAGAAAGGUCUAUCAGGCCGAUUAUUAUCUGUGCAAAAUGCUGAUUCUCAUGUAAACCCAAUUGGGAAGAAACCUCCAAAGGAAGAAGAUUCCUCCUUGGUGAGUUUAAGCGGAUUCAACCCGAAGCGCCGUGAAUUUGACACGGAAUAUGAUAUAGAUGCUGAGCAGUUGCUUGCGGAGAUGGAAUUCAAGGAUGCAGAUACUGAAGAAGAGCGCGAGCUUAAGUUGAAGGUGUUGCAUAUUUACUCAAAAAGGCUUGAUGAGAGAAACAGAAGGAAGGAAUUCAUACUUGAGAGAAAUUUGCUUUAUCCCAGUUCUUUUGAGAAGGACUUGACCCCUGAAGAAAAGGCAAUAUGUCGUCGAUAUGAUCCUUUCAUGCGGUUCCAUUCAAAGGAAGACCAUGAAGAUAUGCUACAGGCUAUAAUUGCAGAACAUCGCACUCGCAAACGAAUUCUGGAACUUGAGGAAGCUCGUGCUGCUGGUUGCCGUACAUCUGCUGAGGCAGAUAAAUCUUUUGAGGUGAAAAGGCGAAGAGAAGCUGAAGAAAGUGCUUGUAGAGCUAAUCAAUUUAGUCAACAUAUGUCCAUGGCUUUCGAAACUGGGAGUGAAUCAUCGUCAUUGAUAUCGGGGCAGAGUACUUUCACCUCUGCUGAUGAUUUCGAUAUAGGGAGAUAUCCGGGCGAAGAAUUGCUUUCUCAAGCUGAGAAACAGCUCUGCCAUGAGAUCAAGAUACCCCCAGAUCUGUAUCUGAAGAUGCAGGAAACGUUAUCAGUUAAAAUCUUCAGCGGGGAUAUGACUUGUAAUGUGGAUGCUUACUGCCUGUUUGAUAUCGAGCCCGUGAAAAUCGAUCGUAUAUAUGAUAUGCUUAUUAGAAAGGGCAUUGCUCCUCCCGGAGGGCGAGAUAGGUCAUAGUCUCGUAGUCUUGUCUUGCUCGAUUUUUCGGAUUGCAAAUACAAUCUCUUCAUGUUUUGAACUAUCACAGAUGGGAUUCUACUUGUAGACAAGGGGGGUACAAAAAUUGUGUUAAGCAGAUCCCAGGAGAUGUGGCAUCUUAAUUGCAAAUAAAUUUUAGGAAAAAUUGUCAAUAAUAAA